CUUGUUUUUCUGCAGGAAGUCAUCAGCCUCAUAAACGCUAUGUAUCACCUGAGGGUGCCGGUGUUUCUCCUCACGGCGCUUGUAUUGCUCCGCUGCAUCGCCACUGCUCCGAGCCACAGGUACUUCAGUCCCAGCUCCUCCUCCGAUGACGAACAGGAGAGAGCCCUUCCAGACAACGAGAGCUGGUCACUGCCUGAGCUGAUCUCCGACCGGUUUCUUGGCCUCAUUGGUGUCAGGCCACAGAGGGGGCUCUCAGCAGCAAAUAGUCAUCACUUACAGAAGAGAAAAUGCAACACGGCCACCUGUGUGACCCAGAGGUUAGCAGACUUUCUGGUCCGGUCCAGUAACACAAUCGGAGCGGUCUACGUCCCGACUAACGUGGGAUCCAGCACCUACGGCAAGAGGGACCUGCAGCAGCCCCCCAGCUACCUUCCCUUCUGAUACAAACUGGGAAAGUAGCACAGUAUGCCUAGAGAUAAAAUGAUCUUACGUAACAAUGAAUGUGAAAUGAUGACUCUGAUGAUAAAUUACAACAUAAGAAUAUUUUUUAUCAUUAUUUUA
Cyprinodon variegatus (sheepshead minnow) is the source of this 561-nucleotide messenger RNA. RefSeq names its product islet amyloid polypeptide (gene iapp). Gene Ontology annotation, cellular component: extracellular region. Gene Ontology annotation, molecular function: hormone activity. Lineage: Eukaryota; Metazoa; Chordata; Actinopteri; Cyprinodontiformes; Cyprinodontidae. The coding region runs from base 40 to 441 and encodes 133 amino acids. The transcript has 3 exons. The record is from RefSeq and is a predicted model, not a curated record.